Mandrillus leucophaeus (drill) is the source of this 1749-nucleotide messenger RNA. It is a transcript of the gene TMEM177, whose product is annotated as transmembrane protein 177. The transcript has 2 exons. The coding region runs from base 484 to 1419 and encodes 311 amino acids. NCBI's taxonomy places the organism in Eukaryota, Metazoa, Chordata, Mammalia, Primates, Cercopithecidae. The record is from RefSeq and is a predicted model, not a curated record.
GGCAUGCUUUGCGGCCGCCUUGCCGCGCGCACAUUUAGGCGUUCCGGGCUGCAGCAGGGAAGGUGAGCGCACGGGCAAGCGGGAGGGACCAUUUUCCGGCCUGAUGCGACCCGGAAGCGCGUUUAGACUACGGAGUAGCCUAGGGGACCCAGGGUGGAAGCGUAGCGAGGACCCCUCUGCGGGGAUCCUGCAGCCCGUCCUCGCCCAGUCCCGGGCGGGCUGCUUGGUACUAUCUCCUAGGCCGGCCCCGCAACGCAGUGGUCGUAGGGACGUUGGACUUUGACCUGGACGCUUCCUUUCUUAGCCUCACUUUCCGCAUUGGGGGAAAAAAAAAAAAAAGCCCGAAUGAUAAUGAUUCUUAUAGGAGUUCUUGAUUAAGAUAGGCCAAGCUGUACCCUGCGUUUUUGUUUGCGGCAACUCAUUCGUUGCUCAUUAAGCACUUUUCACGGACAUGGAAUACAAUUGUCCACGGUGACCACACUCAUGGCAGGUCCCCUGUGGCGGACUGCAGCAUUUGUGCAGAGACACAGGACAGGCCUGUUGGUGGGUUCCUGUGCAGGCCUGUUUGGAGUUCAAAUCUCGUACCACCUCUUCCCGGAUCCCGUGGUCCAAUGGCUCUACCAGUACUGGGCUCAGGGCCAGCCAGCCCCGCUCCCUCCACAGCUGCAGAGCCUCUUCCAAGAGGUGCUACAGGACAUAGGUGUUCCUUCAGGCCAUUGCUACAAGCCCUUCACCACCUUCACCUUCCAGCCUGUGAGUGCAGGCUUCCCCAGGCUCCCUGCUGGGGCUGUGGUGGGCAUCCCUGCCAGUUUCUUGGGGGACCUAGUGAUCAGCCCUGACCAUCCCACGGUCAUACAUGGGCGAAGAGUGGACUGGCGGAGCCCAGCAGGAGCCCGGCUGAGAGUUGCCCUGACCCUGUCCCAUGAAGCCCAGAAGUUCGCCUUGGCCAGGGAAGUGGUGUACCUGGAAAGCAAUACCACUGCCCUGCAGGCCCUGCUGGCCCCAGCUUGCCUGGCAGGGACCUGGGCACUGGGCGUGGGUGCCAAGUACACCCUGGGGCUCUAUGGAGGCCCCAUGAAUUUACGGGCUGCCUUCAACUUGGUGGCAGCAGUGGCAGGCUUUGUGGUCUACGCCUUCUCCAAGGAUUCUCUCACUCAUGCCGCGGAGUCCUGGCUGGACCGCCGCACGGCCUCCCUCUCUGCAGCCUAUGUCUGCGGUGGAGUGGAGUUCUAUGAGAAGCUUCUGUCGGGCAAUCUGGCCCUGCGCAGUCUCUUGGGCAAGGAGGGGGAGAAGCUGUAUACACCCAGCGGGAACAUCGUCCCCAGACACUGGUUCCGCAUCAAACAUUUACCCUACACCACCCGCCGGGACUCUCUGCUGCACAUGUGGAGGAUGAUGCUCAACCCGGGCCGCUCCUGAUGAGCUCAUCACAAGGACACUUCCAGCUUGUGCAGACACCACCCUGCCACUGAGUCUGCAGGGCCCUGUUGGAGCCUUUGGAUCUAUAGCUCAAGGCCAGAAAAAUCACAGGCUUUGGAAUUAAAUAGCUUAGAUUCUACUGUAAUCACUACUUAAUGAACUCAGGGACUAUGAGGGACUAUUCAGGGACUAUGAAUCUGAGCCUUCAUUUCUUGAACUGAAAAGCGGAGAUGAUGUAAACUACCUUGCAAGAUUGUGGAGUUGGGUAAGGUCAUGAACAUAAGGGCCUGGUGCAAAGGGUACGCUGUAAAUAAACAGACAUCCCUCCUU